GCCAUGGCAGGGACUGCGCAUCAGCCACUUGGAUUCUUACAAGAACACACUGCAUGUAAGAGAAGGAGGAGUCUAAGCAGGCAAGAGGAGGCAUGGCUUCGGAUGCUAGUCACGCGCUGGAAGCUGCCCUGGAGCAGAUGGAUGGCAUCAUUGCAGACCUUCCGAAAAGGACAAAGCCUCUGGCAAAAUCCCCUGUCUCUGGGAGAACUGUGUGGCUGGAUCCUCGGGGCCCAGGAUCUACAGGCACAAAAACUGGUGCAGACAUUAGCGAUGGUACCUGUGAGCCUGGACUGGCUUCCCCGGCUUCCUGCAUGAGCUCCUUCCCAGUGCUGCAUCUUGUUGAGGACUUGAGGCUGGCCCUGGAGACGCUGGAGCACCCUCAGGAGAGGGCAGCCCUCCUGAGCCAGAUCCCAGGCCCCACAGCUGCCUACAUAAAGGAGUGGUUUGGGGAGAGCUUGGACAUGGCCGCCAUGGUGAAGCAGUUGUUAGCUCCCAAGCCAAAGAAGAAAAACAACUGUGUGGUGCACUCAGGAAGAGAAGUGGUCUUGCUGUCUGGCCGCAGGUCCACCAGCUCGCGGGGGAUGAUCACCAUGCUGGUGCACGUCUCUGAAAAGGACAGGCCACAGAGGACAAAGUGCAUGGGGGUGUGA
Molecule: messenger RNA, 650 nt
Organism: Talpa occidentalis (Iberian mole)
Lineage: Eukaryota; Metazoa; Chordata; Mammalia; Eulipotyphla; Talpidae
Product: liprin-beta-2-like
Exons: 5
Coding region: 93-650 (185 amino acids)
Source: RefSeq, a predicted model, not a curated record